Messenger RNA from Daphnia pulex (common water flea), 10411 nucleotides. RefSeq names its product endothelin-converting enzyme 2-like. NCBI's taxonomy places the organism in Eukaryota, Metazoa, Arthropoda, Branchiopoda, Diplostraca, Daphniidae. Gene Ontology annotation, cellular component: plasma membrane. Bases 7316 to 9334 code for a protein of 672 amino acids. The record is from RefSeq and is a predicted model, not a curated record. The transcript has 16 exons. Gene Ontology annotation, molecular function: metalloendopeptidase activity. Gene Ontology annotation, biological process: protein processing.
UUUGGCUCGAAUAUCCGAAUUUUAAAUUUCCCGCUAUAUCCAAUUGGAUUAGAGUCUCGUCUUCGGGAGCGACAACCUCUUGAUAUGAAUCAAACUGUAAAGUGCGGGUUUUAUACCUACUGUAUUCUUUCUGUGGUAACUGCACAUUGCGGAGGGGGGGGGGAAACAAAAGUGAAGUAUUUAUUUUUAAACUUGAAAUGGAUUGCCGACUUUCUUUUUCGGGUGGCGGGAGGAUUUGUGAAUUUGAGACGACGAAAUAUAAGAGAAACGACACCGCGCGCAACACUUUGGCGACAAACAAUAGGAUCUCUCAAACAGCUGUUUUGUCGUCUCCGCAAAUAUUGUGUGCGUGAGAAUGGGCCGCAAACGGAACCGUGAAGGGAAAACGGCAUUGAAUUGCUUGUUUAGAUCACAUCUAAAGCCCCCCUCGUUCUUUCCUUUUUCACGCCUAGGAUUCGAAUGCAAAGCGGAUGGUUGACAACGAUGUAGGGUCGAGAGAUGGAUUUCGGGUCUAUCCAUUGAACGAAACAACCAAAAAGAAUAAGAAAGGGGCCACAAAAGAAAACGAAACGGUGUGGUGUCGUCCUUUAGUCGCCUAGGAGGCCAAAGAAAUCCUUCUGGCCGCUUUGCUUAGAACUGGCAUCGCAUGGCGCAUCGCCCCCCUCUCUGAGACGGAUCAGAUGGAUGGCCGCUCUUUCGUUUCUCUCGACACAACUCUUCUUCUUCUUCUUCCACGUGGGGAUGAUACCUUCUUCCUUCCUUGUCCUUGCGAACAUCACGGGUCGUUGAGAAGUGCCGCAGUCCGCGGGGAGGCGCCUGCCCAGUGUACAAUUUCGAUAUGGCAAAGGCCCGGCACCGUGACGUCUCCCGCCCGGCUAUAGACGACGACGACUGCAUAAACAGCGCGUCAUUGAGAGACAUUGAAGACGCACGGGCGAGAGAGCGUAUCGCCAUCAGAGAUUCCCCAGUUGGAUCUGAAUCGGUGCGGAGCCAAGCAAACUCGACCGAGACUUAAGACAAUGGCCCCCCCCCCCAUAUUGGAUAGCAUUUCGACUUGUUCUCCAUAGCACAAACGAAGAAAAGAAAAAGACAUAACCAAAAAGGGGUUUUGUCUCUCUCCUCUUUGAGUGUUCCACCGUCUAUACUUGCACACACACUCGACGAAUGGGAGAGAGAGAUGGCUGAAAGAAGGCUAGCGCUCCUGCGCUCGGUUGCCGGUGUCAAGUUUCCCCGUGUGUCCUCAUUGUUCUCGGACAAACUCGGCCUGUGCUGCUCUGCUCCUCCCAGCACAGACCGCGUCUUUUUCUUAUUUUUAUAUUCACCCACUCACGGUUUGGAGCACGUUUCACCGUCAGGUUAUUCGAGCCACACACACACACACACAAGAAGAACAAGGUCUCUUUUGUGUUCCAAAAAGAAGAAAAAGUUGUUUGCUCUCUCCGUUUUCCCUUUAUCCUCUUUAGCCGAUUCCUUCUCUUAGACGCGUACACUCUGUCUACACAUACACACACACAUAUGUGUGUGUGUUGAAGAGAGAGAGAAAAGAAAAAGACUAUCCACACACGACUUGUCUACCGUAGCGUGUGCCAUCUCGAUAACACAGCACACCGGGGUUGGAUAUCGGAGAUUCGGGAGCGUGAACGUGCCUGCACUUCGAUGACACACCACCUUUUCUUUUUUUGUUUUUUUUUUUUUUCGUUAUACCCCCCUUGGUUGGGUGGGUGGGUGGCUGCUUUCAAGUGGUCAGUUUUUUUGUUUCUUCUUCUUUUUGCGCUGUGUACAUGUUUUCGACGGGAUGGAAUUUUUCAACUCGACUUUGGAUGAAGCAUGCUAACUCGCAGUAACCCGCUAGUCAGCUGAUUGCCGUCAUUCUCAUAUAUGUAUUGCAUCCGGGAGGAUUUUUCUCUUUCUUUUUUUUUUUUGCGGCUUUAUCUUGGCGUUUCUGAUGGUUGGGUGUGUGUGUAUAUGUAACCACACACACAUCUCGUAUGCUGGUGUACUUAGUAGCAGUUGCUAUCUAAUCCGGGUAACGUGUCACACAAGGCCAGAGAGAGCUAUACACCACGCCCCUUUUAUUCCUCUCUCUAUCUCUUUGUAUUUGCUUAUGUCGGCAUAUUAGUAGAAGAAGAGGAUUUCGCCUCUCUCACUCUGUGUGUGUGUGUGUAUAUUAGGAGCGAAGAAGAAGUGGGACCGAUUCGUCAUCCGACUCCCGUUCUCUCCGCUUUGCCCAGCUGCGGUCGGCCAGAUCCCAGCCAGCAGAGGAAGGAUGGGGGGCGCAAAAGGGGCGAAUGAAGAUGACGAAGAAAAGGGGUGGAGCUUUUUUUUCUGGGGGGAGAGGUCGGUCUUAGUUGCGGCUUGAUCAAUAUUCAAAUUGUAUCCAUCAUUCCGUCAGCGCACUGCUUCUUUCUGGGUGACUGAAAUAUAGAACGGGAAAGGGGGAGAAAAAAGGCCCAUCACGUGUGUGUGUGUGUUCAUGUCUUGUAUGAAUCACCAAAGAGACAGAUUACGGGAGCAAAUGCUGCUGCUCAUCUUGUCGUUGCUUUUCUUAGUCAACUACAUCAUCAAAGAUCCUAUCAUAUAUAGUCUUGCCAUCGUCUUCCAUUCUGCCGCGGAUUACUUUAUAUCGCUUUAUAUAUGUAUAUAAAGAAAAGAGAGCCGGCCUGGCCAGUUCUGUUUUUCUUUCCCUUUUUUUCUCUAUUAGCGCCGACUUAUAUAAUAGGCGACGAGUAUAUAUAAGGAGCGCGGACGUGUUUUCAUUCUCCGCUGGCCACGCCAAGUUGUGACUGGGGCCGGCCGGGGAUCACUAGGAUGCGGCGCUGGAAAACUACAAUUAGCCAUUGUAUUUGCCCGGCUCCAACUCCAACCCAGUCUGAGAAUUAAAAGAGAGAAAAAAUAAAAUCAAAUAAAAUAAAGGAUAGAGAAAGAAAAGCUAGAAACUUUGAAGAUGUAUUUUCCCCCGCGUUUGUUUUCGGCUCCAUUCUUGACUGCGUUUUGUUGGCAUUUCAAUUGCGGUGGUGAUGCCACAACGGGAAUUUCGCUUUCAAUUGAAAACCACGUACUACACACUGUGCACAGUGCAACAAUAGCUUCAAAGUAAACGUGAAGAGCUUCGGGGAAAAAUAAAAAGAAAGAUGAUGGGCUCAUAUCUAUCACCCAAUCCAUUAGUUAUUUCUAACUCGGAAAUGGCGUGCUCUCUGCGCCGGAGAAUUGAGUCCGGAAGGGUAAAACACAUCCUCCCCUCUCCCCCAGAAACUCUCUGCCUGUUUUAGGGGGGGGGGGCGUAUAAUCGACCCGAGUUUAUAACUAUUAUUGCGUACACGGCAAAUAGGUUCCCCCCACCCCAUCAUAAUGUAGGAGUUCAACAUGAGAAAAGUUGGUUGGGGGUAGCAUGAGAGAGACGACCCCCGCGCUCCCGAUCGGUCAGCCACAAGUCACUAGAUCCCGUUGUUGUUUUAUUGUUGGGAAAGGAAUUUGCCAGUUGCUCGAUGGCGAUGUUGCUUGUGUAUCUAUCUAUUUGGCCACAAUCACUCUUGUUCUCACCGCACUCUUGUUUCCGGGCUUUGCGGGCGCGCGCCCGUUUUGAGUCUUAAUCAACGCCAUGUCAUUUUCAAUUCCCGAGUCUUCAAGACAAGUCGACGAUGGUAUUCUACAUGGGCUCUAUAACCGCUGGUACUACCUAUCCCCAUUCCAAAUGUUCUAUCCUUUCCCCGCGCCCCACAAUAGUCGACCCCAUCCGUCUCUGACAGCGGAAGCCCAACACAUUGAAUCAACCCUUCCAAACGACCCCGCGUGCUCCGCCGCCGCCCGGUUCGCUCACGUGUAAGCAACUGGAGUUGAAAACAACAGAGCAGGCCAGCAACAACAACAACAUAAAAACAGCAACCGACAACAAUAGUUUAAAAAAAAGCGGAACUCGAUCGCCCGUGAUUUCAGAUUAGCUUGACUAAAGGCAAAAACAAAAAGACUGAUUACGAGGGUCCGGCAUUUGUUUGAUAAUAUAAACGAAGCUUUCGACUAGAAACACACAGAGAGAGAGAGACUGUGUUGAUGUUGACGAACGGCCGGAAACUGUUUCAGCCUCUCUCUCUCGGACGGUAAAGGGGUUGCGAAGUGAACGGAAGGAACGAAUCAUUCGAAGCCUUUCAUCUAGAAUAGACUUGUACACGGUGAAGGAGAGAGAGAGUUGCAUCUUUGAUAUGAGGUAGAAAAAAGAAGAAGAAGAAAUCGAUAGAGUACGGAAACGAGGCAGUCAACCUCCGGCGGGUUAUUGCGUUCUGUGGGGCAUAAUAUGCGGCGGUAGUAAUGCCACACGCUUCACUGACUGAUCGAGAUAGAUGUGACUCUGUCACUGUGUGUUUGUCCUGUGUCUCGGAUGUAGUGGGCGCACCAGUCUAAAGCGCAGCGCGUCGCUUUCAAUCCCCGUUUUCUUUGACUUUUGCCGUCUUUAAUGGACCCUGCCAGCCGGCCGCCCGCCAGCCCGUCGACGUUGUGAGCGCUCUCACAACCUCCCUGGGUGGAUUGCAGCCGCCCUCCUCCGUGCGACUUUGCAUCUCGCCAUUAACCUGUCGCUCUUUGUACAGAGUCAAACAGAACCAAAUUCACUCGACUCAUGAAACAAAAUCUCAAAAAAAGAGGAGAAAGAAAAAGUUGAAAUCUACAGGAGAAGGAGAAAUCAAUAAAAUAAAUCAAAGCGCCCAGCAAAGCAGAUGAAAGUAGAUUCACAAGAUUUCUUUUGCCCCAUACAGUAUAGAGUAGUAGGUAGUGCAUGUUUGGCGCACAAGCACCUACACAGUUACACCAGGACGCCCCCAUUUUUAUUUUAUUUUCCUCGAAAUUUUCACAAGCUAGAGUCUAGAGAGAGAGAGACGCGGACAGAAGAAGUAAAUAUCUAACUCGGUCUAAGCGAAUUCCUGGAGAUCCAGGCUGGUCUACACAUCGGUCGUUAGAUGCUAUACAGAGAGAGCUGGCUCUGGCCUUGCCUAGCGCCUAUUUCUCGACCGGGUCUGCCAUUGGGCAUUGCAUUGGCCCCGGCCUUUGAUGUUGUGACUCCCAUCAGCAUCUUGAAUAUUCUCUUUUUCUUCGACUUUCUGUUCCAGUAGCAUCAAAAAGAAAGAAAAUAAGGAUCGAACUCGUUCGACGACGCAUGCAUCAUCUCGUUUUCAUUCGUUUCCCCCGCCAGUUUCGACAGCGUCGAAAAUCCACAGGAGAGAGAGAGAACAACCCCCCUCCCGCUCACGGCGCCUUCCAAUCAUUAGCAAGAAUGGCGCUCGCGUGCGGAUAUCGGCGGUGUGAGUGGGUCGUCCUAUAGACCGGGCGCGCGGACGCCAAAUAGUUAUAUCUCAUCUCUACACAGUCAGCCGAGUUUUUGAUUUUUCUUCUUCUUCUUCUUCGCUUAUGACUUGAAAACGUAUCGUUUUCUGGCUGAGUAACUUGUCGAAAAGGAAUGAUUCAAGUGUUGGUCGUUAGCAGAUCGAUCGUUUUCCUUUUCACUCUUCUCUACAUGACGUGAUAGUUCUCAAGUUUGGGUGAACUCUCUCGAUUCUUCGAAUCGUUGCCAUUAAGUUUGUUUUUCCUGUCGAAAAAAGUUGAGCUUUUCCCGAGUGAAAAAAGAUAGAAAACAAAAAAUGAAUAGCUGCAAACUAGAUGGUCGAUGAGUUCAAAAAUGGCGUGGCCUUUUCUCAGGGCUUUGGCGUUUGUUUUCAGUUGGGAUGCUGUCUUAUAUAGCACGUCAGUCGGUCAAGAGGCAUUUAAAUGUCUCGUCUGCUGAUGGGGCGCGUCUCUGACAAUUGACACUGCUGCCCUUCAUCUCUUGUCUUUUCUUCCUCUUGACGAAGAAAGAAUGGCGGAAAUACAAUGAAUCUUUCUCGCCCAUCCAGCACCCAACGCGUUUUUCCCCAUUAUCGGCGCGGGAGGGGGGUGGUAAAACGCCAGUAACAAAUCAGCGAACAAAUGACGAAAAAUCUGAAGGACUUUGUUCCUUCUCUCUUUCUCCCGUUGGCUGUCUUUAUGUAUUUCAUCGUGCAAAGCGCCAUUCUAGCAAGCAAAGCUAAAGACUCUGGCUCGAAGAUGCGCUGACAGUAGUAGAAAACGACGCGAGCGGGGGGCGUCGGGGCGACCUCGGAAACAAAUGCCAGAGGGAGCCGGAGAAUAUCGUGCGCGCAUUUCUUCGUCCUUAUAAGUGCUUAGAAAUCAUUUCUCUCUUGCUGCUUUGGCCGCUGCCCUCGUCUUCUUUCUUUUCUUGUGUCUGAGCUUCUUUUUUUUUCUUUUUUCCUUAUUUUUCUCUUUUCCCCCCAAAGUCUUUUCUUCUCAUAUACUCCGCCUCCCCCGCGCUUCGGCGACUCUUGUUUCAUCGAGCAAAUGGAUUAGGAACAAUCAAGUUUUUUGGCUCCGGUCCCGCUGCAGUGGCUCCGAUGUUGUUCGGGACACACCGACCGACGCCCUAGCCUCCGUGCUCCUUCGGUGCGUGUUUAGGUGGUGCACCAAUAUGCCGAGUGUAUAAGUCGGCAACAUUUUGCCUGGUUUCAUUUUCCGAUGACAUCUAUAUAUGUGGACCUCCGGUUCUUUGCGCCCCAUUCUUCUUUUUUCUUUUUCUUGAACUUUUUCAUGUUCUUAUCCGUCGUUUCAGUCUGACCGUGGCCUUUUUUCUUUUCUCAUCUUUUUGUUCCGUUUUCUCUUCUUUUCUAUUUCCGCUUUUCAUUCUAUUUUCCUUUUUUAUUUUAUUUUUUCAUUGGGCUCUCCCGCUGUCUCCUUAUUUUCUCGGCCCGGCUCCUUGGGACCGUUCGGCCUGCGCCCUUUCGCACUAAUCAGACGCGUUUUAUGGUGACUGACAAAGGGGAUAAAAAAAAACAGACAGGCAAACAAAACGAUGGAAUCGUACGGACUCUGAAUCACAAAUGAUGGCCGUCAAAAUCAUCUCACAACGAGAGUUUGGCCGAUGCCAGUUCGAACUGGCGUUGCAAAUCUACUUUUGCCAAUAUCUAGUUUUAUCGUCAUCCGAUUUUAUUUAGUUUUAUUUUAUCUUAUUUUCUUUAAAUUUUCCUAAAGUAAUUUUUAUUGAAUAUUUAUUUUGUUUUUCUUUUUGUUUUAAAAACAAAUUCAAUUAAAAAAAAACUUUUUAGUCAAUUUGGCAAAUGCAAACCGGAUCACCCCCCGGCAUCCCAGAUUGCAGACUACAAUUUAGCGAACGACACACGAGAUGUCUUUUUUCAUUUUUUAAAGUGCGAGAAAAAACUAGAAAUCAUAGAUAAAAAUUACAAAGAAAUAGUAUGUGCACUUCACAACAGACAUUCUACUGUUUUGGCAGGUCAUCGGCAGUAUGGAGAAUCACACGUCGCCGUGCACCAAUUUCUGGAACUAUGCCUGCCACAGCUGGUUGGUUUCCAAUCCCCUGCCGCCGUGGGCCAGCAAGUGGAGCAUCCGCGAGGAACUCGCCCACCGAGCGCACGAAGAGAUGAGGAAGCUGAUCGAGACGAUGCCGCAUCCAACGCGAGUCGACUCGUUAUCUUGGAAGCUCAAGUACUUUUACGAAUCCUGCACCGCUCUCGAGCACAUCGUCGUUCCCGAGCAGAAACUCAUCCGCGUCAUCGAUCAAAUGGGUGGCUGGGGAGUUCUGCGGAGUUUUUCCGUCUAUUCGUGGAACUUCCGCAUGGUCCUGCGACGGCUGCAUGCCGAGUACGGCGUCAACGCUUUCUUCCGCGUUGACGUUGUCGCUCAUCCCAACUUUCCCGACAAGAGCAUCGUCAGAAUAUCGCCUGAUGGACUGGGACUUCCCGACCGGAACUAUUACUAUCGUGAACCUGACCAUGCGCCAGAUGUACCAAGGAGGCGGCUGUCGCAGCCCGGGACGAUCAACACCUACAAGGUGUUUUUGAAAGACGCCGUUCAGCUGUUGGGCGCAACCAGUCUGGAAGCGACUAAAUUCGCCGAGGAGGUGUUCCACUUCGAAAAGCGCAUUGCCGAGCUGACGCCCAACACUGAGGACAUUAUUAAUCCUGUCAAGAGCAUACAGAUCCUCAACGUCGCCGAUCUGCAGCGCCAAUCAUUCUCCAUUCCCUGGCUGGAAAUACUGCGAGCGAUAUAUCCGACGACGGUUUUCGAUGACUCUACUGAAUUAUUGAUUACUUCACCAGAUUACCUGAAAGACAUUUCCUCCGUCGUCUCCUCUUCCGACCGAAGCACUCUCAACAACUAUCUGAUGUGGAGGCUGGCGCACAAUUAUCUGCCGUACUUAUCACGCGAGUUCUGGGAAGUUCUGGAUAUCCAUAAACGAGAUACUCUGGGUGCCAAGGAAUCGGUGGACCGGUGGGAAAUGUGCAUCGUGACGACGCAGAAAUACUUCCGCUUAGCGAUGGGCUCUAUCUACUCAAAGAACAACGUGGCCCUCAAGGACAGCCGCAACGGAGUGGCGAUCAUCUACGAAUCGUUGAAGAACGGCUUGGCUAGCAGCUUGUCUGGUAGCUCACUGUACAGUCCCAGUCUGAGGUCGAGAGCUCUUGAAAAGUUGGCGACGUUGAGCGUUCAAGUCGGAUAUCCGGAGCAGGUGUUGGCUUCGUCCUACUUGGACGAUUUCUACACGGCCAUGAGCGUUCAAGUCAACGAUUUCCUGGGCAACAUCCUUUACGGCGUCCACUUUUUGCGCAAAGUCGAGGAACGCAUCUUGCUCAAUCCACUGCCCGAGCACAAAUGGCUCGCUUACCUCUCCAAAGACACCAUCACGUACAUCCCCGAAUCCAACCGAAUCAUCAUACCCGAGCAUCUUCUCCUUCCGCCGUUCUACAGCGUCAAUUUUCCACAGCCGAUCCUGCUCGGAUCACUUGGCGUGCAGCUGGCUGUAGCCAUGGUGGCAUCCGUCAGUCAGCACGGUGUUCUUUACGACGGCCAAGGAGUCCUGAUCGAUCGCGAAUCCACCAUCGGUAACGAUUCGCUGUCAUUGACUGCCAACCAGCGCAAAUGCCUAGUGGACGCCCUACACCAGAAGAAGAUCGACGACGAAGACUUUCUCAAGCGCACCGUUUUCGAAACAUUGGUUCAACUUGCUGGAGUUCGACAAGCACUAAAGGUUGUAACCAAUCCCAGCAUGGAGCAGCGGCGGACAGAGUACAAAGCGCUCGAAUUCCUUACUCAUCCGCAGUUAUUCUUCGUCGCCUACGCUCAGUCUAUGUGCUCGCACACAACGGCGAAACACAGAGACAUGGAAAGAUCGACCACAUUCCGCCUUGGCGACGAAGAGAUGUUACGAGCGACUAUGCUGCAAAUGCCUGAGUUCACGGAGGCGUUCAUGUGUAAUUCCUCGUCACUAUUGCACCACGGAAAAGUGUGCGGGCGAAUCAUAUAAGAGCGCCGCCAAACGCAUAAAUGGGAACCCAUCGAUCUAUAAAAUCCAUAAAAAAAAAACUCCAAACGAAUCAAUUUUAGAUAGAGAAAAUGAACACACGAGAGAGUACAUAAAAAAAAAAGAAAAAGGAAUGGCUGAUGCGAGCGUUUGUGUUGCAAUACGGAUGACGUGGGUCUGUACUUUAAACUGAUUUGAUGACAUUUUUUAUAUUUUGUUGAAAGAAAAAAAAACGGGAAAAAAAAUUCAAACAAACAUUUAAACAAUUGUUACCAAGAUGAGUUGCGCCUAAACGUACGGGGUGAACCGUCCGACGUCCUCUUCCUCAUCAUAAUUUGUAACGAUUAUAGUUAUCAUUGCUCUAACGAUUUAAGGAACACGAAAUCAAUCGAGGAGAGGACGAUGAAGUAAAAAAAAACGCGCCAAUUUUUGAAUUCCAACUUAUUGAUUUUUAUGAUUAUAGAGAGUAAAAAAAUUGUUGAGUGUGCGGGUUGUUUGUUUCGCGACACCAAAAAAUCAAUUUCAAAAAAUUAACAAAAAAAUAAUAAUGGAUAAAAAUGAAUAAAUAUAGUUAUGGUGAUAAGUGAGAGUGAAAACGUGGAAAAUUUUAUUAUUAUGUACGAGCUCACUGUCGCCCAAUUCGCGACUGAUGAAACUCUCUUUGGAUCCGGAUGACCCCGUGUUGUUGUAUUGUGUAGAUCAAUAACGAAUGCGUGAUGGUGAAUGCAUAUAGAUUGUUUGUUUUUGUUUGUUUUUUCAUCAUAAUAAUAAUAUCGAUGCCGUGACAAAACCGUGAAUGCCGAAAAGAGAACAAUUCCGUUAUGUCUCCCACUUUAUCCUAUCCUUGUGGAUCUUUAAACAUGGCUCCAAAAUCAUUCAAUCUAUGAACUGUUUUAUUUUUUUUUUUGUUUUUUUUUUUAUUUUUCAAAGCCAUAUAUUUCAAUUUUCUGUUUCUUGUUUAUUCCUUUGUUUCGAACUUUAUUCUUCUUCUGUUUCGUGUUGUUUUUUGGGACACGCAAAAAGAGAGCUUUUUAGCGGAAAAUAGAGAGAAGGUACCCGAUAAAAAGGUGAAAGCGAAAA